Messenger RNA from Echinops telfairi (small Madagascar hedgehog), 3544 nucleotides. RefSeq names its product ecotropic viral integration site 5 like (gene EVI5L). The record is from RefSeq and is a predicted model, not a curated record. The transcript has 20 exons. NCBI's taxonomy places the organism in Eukaryota, Metazoa, Chordata, Mammalia, Afrosoricida, Tenrecidae. The coding region runs from base 62 to 2479 and encodes 805 amino acids.
CGGUGGCACUAUCAGACAGAGCUGUGACACUGCCCCCUCACGGCUAACGUUCCUGCCCAUCAUGGCGAGCCCCACGCUGAGCCCCGACUCCUCAUCCCAUGAGGCCCUAUCGGCCCCCACGUGCUCCCCCACCUCCGACUCUGAGAACCUCAGCCCCGAUGAGCUGGAGCUGCUGGCCAAACUCGAAGAGCAGAACCGGCUCCUGGAGGCCGACUCCAAGUCCAUGCGCUCCAUGAGCGGCUCCCGGCGCAACAGCGGCUCCUCGUUGGUGUCCAGCUCCUCCGCCUCCUCCAACCUGAGCCACCUGGAGGAGGACACGUGGAUCCUGUGGGGCCGCAUCGCCAACGAGUGGGAGGAGUGGCGGCGCCGUAAGGAGAAGCUGCUCAAGGAACUGAUCCGCAAGGGCAUCCCACACCACUUCCGGGCCAUCGUGUGGCAGCUGCUGUGUAGCGCUACCGACAUGCCAGUCAAGCACCAGUACUCAGAGCUGCUGAAGAUGUCAUCGCCCUGCGAGAAGCUGAUCCGCAGGGACAUUGCACGCACCUACCCGGAACACGAGUUCUUCAAGGGCCAGGACAGCCUGGGCCAGGAGGUCCUCUUCAACGUCAUGAAGGCAUACUCCCUGGUGGACCGCGAGGUGGGCUACUGCCAGGGCAGCGCUUUCAUCGUGGGCCUCCUCCUCAUGCAGAUGCCAGAGGAGGAGGCCUUCUGCGUGUUCGUUCGGCUCAUGCAGGAGUACCGGCUGCGAGAGCUCUUCAAACCCAGCAUGGCCGAGCUGGGGCUCUGCAUCUACCAGUUCGAGUACAUGCUGCAGGAGCAGCUCCCCGACCUGAACACCCACUUCCGCUCCCAGAGCUUCCACACGUCCAUGUACGCCUCGUCCUGGUUCCUCACACUUUUCCUGACCACUUUCCCACUGCCCGUGGCCACCCGGGUCUUUGAUAUCUUCAUGUACGAGGGGCUGGAGGUCGUGUUCCGGGUGGGCCUGGCCCUGCUGCAGGUGAACCAGAUGGAGCUGAUGCAGCUAGACAUGGAAGGGAUGUCCCAGUACUUCCAGAGGGUGAUCCCCCACCAGUUUGACAGCUGCCCCGACAAGCUGAUCCUCAAGGCCUAUCAGGUCAAGUACAACCCCAAGAAGAUGAAAAGGCUGGAGAAGGAGUAUGCCGCCAUGAAGAGCAAGGAGAUGGAAGAGCAGAUUGAGAUCAAAAGGCUUCGGACGGAGAACCGGCUCCUGAAACAGCGGAUCGAGACCCUGGAGAAGGAGAGCGCCGCUCUGGCUGAUAGGUUAAUCCAGGGACAGGUGACACGGGCGCAGGAGGCUGAGGAGAACUAUGUCAUCAAGCGGGAGCUGGCAGUGGUGCGGCAGCAGUGCAGCUCGGCCACCGAGGACCUGCAGAAGGCGCAGAGCACCAUCCGGCAGCUGCAGGAGCAGCAGGAGAACCCGCGCCUCACCGAGGACUUCGUGACGCACCUGGAGACAGAGCUGGAACAGUCGCGGCUGCGGGAGACGGAAACGCUGGGGGCGCUGCGGGAGAUGCAGGACAAGGUUCUGGACAUGGAGAAGAGGAACAGCUCGCUGCCGGACGAGAACAACGUGGCGCGGCUGCAGGAGGAGCUGAAGGCGCUCAAGGUGCGCGAGGGCGAGGCGGUGGCAGCUGCGCGGGAGCUGAAGCUGCAGUUGCAGGAGCUGUCUGACACCUGGCAGGCCCACCUGUCCCGGGGCGGCCGCUGGAAGGAGUCCCCGCGGAAGCUGGUCCUGGGCGAGCUGCAGGACGAGCUGAUGAGCGUGCGUCUGCGCGAGGCUCAGGCUCUGGCCGACGGCCGCGAGCUGCGGCAGCGCGUGGUGGAGCUGGAGACACAGGACCACAUCCACCGUAACCUGCUGAACCGCAUGGAGGUGGAGCGCACGGGGCUGCAGGAAAAACUGCAGUACUUGGGGGCGCAGAACAAGGGGCUUCAGACCCAGCUCAGCGAAAGCCGCCGCAAGCAGGCCGAGGCCGAGUGCAAGAGCAAGGAGGAGGUGAUGGCCGUGCGCCUGCGGGAGGCAGACAGCAUGGCGGCAGUAGCGGAAAUGAGGCAACGCAUCGCCGAGCUAGAGAUCCAGAGGGAAGAGGGCCGCAUCCAGGGCCAGCUGAACCACUCCGACUCGUCGCAGUACAUCCGUGAGCUCAAGGACCAGAUCGAGGAGCUGAAGACGGAGGUGCGGCUGCUGAAGGGCCCGCCGCCCUUCGAGGACCCACUGGCCUUCGACGGGCUGAGCCUGGCGCGGCACCUGGACGAGGACUCGCUGCCCUCGUCGGAUGAGGAGCUGCUGGGCGUGGGCGUGGGCGCGGCGCUGCAGGACGCGCUCUACCCGCUGUCCCCGCGCGACGCACGCUUCUUCCGCCGUCUGGAGCGGCCUGCCAAGGACAGCGAGGGCAGCUCGGAUAGCGACGCUGACGAGCUGGCCCAGCCCUACAACCAGGGCCUGGAGAACUGAGGCUGGGAGCCAGGGGGUUUCCCCCACGGCCGCCUCCCAGGGCCACGCCCACCCCGGAGGCCAGGCGGGUGGGCUGAGCCCAGUGGGGUCCUCAGGAUCCCUUGGCUGGUCUCCCUCGCAGCAGUGUUUACCCAUCUGGGUCCGCACCCUCGGGGCCAGCCACCAGCGACAGCAGAGGGGCGACCCAGAGGCCCUGUCUGGCGGGACAGAAGCUUACUCCCAGGAUAAAGGAGGCCCUGCCGGGAAGGGCCCAAGAACCCUAGACAGGAGGGGCGCCUCUGGGCUUGAAGUUGCUCCCAACCACCAAUGCCCCUCAGGACACGGGGACCCUUGACCAGCCCCUGGCACCUGGGGACAGAUGGCUGGUUGGGCUUCCUUGCCUAGGGCAGGCUUCAUGGCCCCUGCAGCAGAAACCAAAGCCCCUCUUACUGUGUUAGGGCCCCCUGGACAUGAGCGGGCUAGGAAAGCCUGGGCAGGACCUCUGCCGGCUUGAGGGGGCGGGGCCAGAGCAGCUGCCCAGAGGGAAGAAGCCCCACCCCUCACCCCACCCCUGCCUCCAAGACACUCCCAUCAUCUCCCCGCCCCUUUUCUGCCAGUGAGGGAGGCAGCCCUGCCAGCACCAGGCUCUCCAGGGCAUCCUUCCCAUUGCCCCUCCCCCUAUCCCACCACCAAUCCAGUGAGGCUGCUGAGUAGAGCCACGUCAUGCACCGCCUACUGCCUCGCGGUGGACCGGAGGUCUCUGCCUAGUCAGAGCUGAGAACGGUGCCAAAGUCCAGCGACGCCCUUAGCCCCACCCCACCCUCCGCCCCCUCCCCACCAAUCUCCUCUCCCCCGGGCCUCGUGACCCUCGGGACUGCCCCUCGGUGCUCCUGGAGCCUCGAGUCGCGUCACAAGCAAUCUCCCUGGCGCUCCCGGGGUGGGAUCCAUGCGUAGUCCCCUCCCUGGUCGCCAACUCCUCAGUGUUAACGCCUGGGGACACUGCCCACCACCAUUUUGCACACUGCCUGUUCACACGCCACAUGUCGCCCAGGCGGGAAAGAUGGAAAAUAAAGUAUUCACACAGUC